AUGCUGGAUCUCAUCCGGUCAACACAGCUUCCGGCGAAACCGCAGUAUCCAGGGAUUGGGUCUUCCUUCGGGAUUGAUCUCGACGCUCUCAAAGCACUGAAGCAAGAAUGGCUUCAUGAUUUUGACUGGGAACGAGAACAAGCGUCUAUCAACAAAUUCCAUCAUUACGCAGUGACAAUUGAGGGUCUCCAAAUCCACUUCAUCCACGAAAAGUCCAAAGACCCAACCGCAAUACCAUUGCUUCUAUGCCAUGGCUGGCCCGGCUCGUUUCUAGAGUUUCUACCCAUCAUCAAAGAUCUGACCCAACAAGCAAGAACGUCCACCGGCAGAAAUGUCUCAUUUGACAUCAUCAUCCCUUCACUGCCCGGGUUUGCAUUCUCAUCAUCCCCGCCACAAAAUUGGACACUGGAUGACACAGCACGUGUGUACAACACGCUCAUGACGAAGGUCCUUGGCUAUGAAACCUACGCUGUCCACGGAACUGCUCAUGGCGUGGCUAUCUCGUUUACUUUGUACGAUGAGUUCAACACCACAGCAAGAGCUGCCCAUCUUGUGUUUAUGUUCUUUCAUCCUACUACCCCUGAGGAGAUUUCAGCGAGGAAUAUUUCUCUUUCGCCGCUGGAGCAAUUCGAAUUGCAAAGGUCGGUGGAAUGGGGUGUCAAUGGUAUGGGAUAUUUUGUUAUGCAGACAACCAAGGUUAGUAAGGUAACUUGCAUUAUUGGAUGA
Podospora anserina S mat+ is the source of this 726-nucleotide messenger RNA. RefSeq lists its product as uncharacterized. The transcript has 2 exons. Gene Ontology annotation, biological process: epoxide metabolic process. Gene Ontology annotation, molecular function: epoxide hydrolase activity. Lineage: Eukaryota; Fungi; Ascomycota; Sordariomycetes; Sordariales; Podosporaceae. The record is from RefSeq and is a predicted model, not a curated record. The coding region runs from base 1 to 726 and encodes 241 amino acids.